CGUGGCUGCGUGCGCGCGCGCGCGUGUAUGUAGGUUCAAUGGAUUGCUGAGCACGUCUUCGUCCUUUUGCGACUUUGAUUGGCUCCUUGUUACGACCCAGAUCGGUAUUACUCGUGAUGAAUGCGUUUUUGCAUCUGGGAAGCUCGACCAUGAAGCCUGCUUGUAGAAUUCUGUUUGCCACCAGAUGUCCUGUGCCGUUUGGAUUCAUUCCUGCCAAGUGUAACCGUGCGGGAUCAAUGGGUGCUUUGGCGAGCUCCCGCGUCGAUUUCGGCCGAUGCCUUUUGCACGCCGAUCGAUGCCGGGCCGUGGAUUUCGGCCGCGCAAUUGAUGGGGUCCGGAACACUCUUUGCGUGCCCGGGUCGGGUUUCGGGCGGCCCGGGAAUUUGUUGAAAUCGCGCGGUUUUCGUGGUAAUGUUAGUCAUAGAGGGGUUGUGGUUGUUGCUAAUGCUGUUAGGAGUUUGUCGACUUCGGUGGAGACCCGUGUGAAUGACAAGAAUUUCGAGAGGAUUUAUGUCCAGGGUGGAAUGAAUGUGAAGCCGUUGGUGGUUGAAAGGAUUGAUAAGGAUGAGAAUAUUGUAGGAGGGGAGGAUUCUAGUGUAAAAGUUGUUGAUGAUAACAUAAAUUUGGAGAAAUCUAAGGCUGGUCUGAACGAGUCCAAUGAUGUUAGUGCUAAGAGAGAGGAAAGUCGGGUCGAAAAGGAGGCGUGGAGGUUAUUGCAGGAUGCUGUUGUUAUGUACUGUGGGAGCCCCGUGGGGACCAUGGCGGCGAAUGACCCGGCGGAUAAGCAGCCACUGAAUUAUGAUCAGGUGUUUAUUCGUGACUUUGUGCCGUCUGCCCUAGCCUUCUUGCUCAAGGGAGAAGGAGAGAUUGUGAGGAACUUUCUCCUUCACACAUUGCAAUUGCAGAGUUGGGAGAAGACAGUGGAUUGUUACAGUCCUGGGCAGGGUUUGAUGCCUGCAAGCUUUAAAGUUAGGUCCGUGCCUCUUGAUGAAAAUAAAGUUGAAGAGGUUUUAGAUCCUGAUUUUGGCGAGUCAGCUAUUGGGCGUGUUGCCCCUGUAGAUUCUGGGUUGUGGUGGAUUAUCCUGCUAAGGGCUUAUGGGAAGAUCACUGGUGAUUAUGCAUUGCAAGAGAGAGUGGACGUCCAGACUGGCAUCAAAUUGAUUAUGAACCUGUGUUUAACUGAUGGUUUUGAUAUGUUCCCUUCUCUGCUUGUUACUGAUGGCUCCUGUAUGAUAGAUCGAAGGAUGGGUAUCCAUGGUCACCCUCUGGAAAUUCAAGCUUUAUUCUAUAAUGCACUGCGAUGCUCUCGGGAGAUGCUUAGUGUAAAUGAUGGCUCCAAGAAUUUGGUGAGGGCAAUCAACAAUAGGCUGAGUGCUCUUUCUUUCCACAUUAGAGAAUAUUAUUGGGUAGAUAUGAGGAGGAUAAACGAGAUUUACCGUUAUAAAACAGAGGAAUACUCAACAGAUGCCACCAAUAAGUUCAAUAUCUAUCCGGACCAAAUUCCCUUGUGGUUAAUGGAUUGGAUUCCAGAGAAUGGCGGUUAUCUGAUUGGCAAUCUGCAGCCAGCUCACAUGGAUUUUAGACUCUUCACCCUUGGGAAUCUUUGGUCAAUUGUUUCCUCAUUAGGUACCCCAAAGCAAAAUGAAGCUAUUCUGAAUUUGAUUGAAUCCAAAUGGGAUGAUCUUAUUGGGCAUAUGCCUCUAAAGAUCUGUUAUCCUGCUUUGGAGCAUGAAGAUUGGCGUAUAAUUACUGGAAGUGAUCCAAAGAACACUCCUUGGUCAUAUCAUAAUGGAGGCUCUUGGCCAACCCUUCUGUGGCAGUUCACAUUGGCAUGCAUCAAGAUGGGAAGACCGGAAUUAGCCGAGAGGGCAGUAGCCUUGGCUGAGAAGAGACUUUCAGAGGACCGUUGGCCAGAAUACUAUGAUACUAGAACUGGGAGGUUCAUUGGAAAGCAAUCACGACUCUUCCAAACGUGGACAGUUGCUGGUUUCUUGACCUCGAAAAUGCUUCUGGAGAACCCGGAGACAGCAUCGAAUCUGUUCUGGGAGGAGGACUACGAGCUACUCGAAGUCUGCGUCUGCGCACUGAGCAAGUCGGGAAGGAGGAAAUGCUCUCGAGGUGCUGCGAGGUCUCAGAUACUGGUCUGAGAGGCCGAGUUCAUUACCAGACACGGGGCUCGCUUGAUCUUCGCAUGAUUCGGUAUUACGGAUUCUUGUCUAACAAAGGCUACAUUCUUUUGAGGGCGGUAGAACACCUCACGUAUUUGUACAGUUACUGAGUUUAGGAUAUAGACUUGUAGAGCUUGGAGCCGCAAGUUCUUACUUGAUAGUGAGAGCAUAAGGGUUACCGGUCAUUUAUACAUAGUUGUUAACUUGUUAGCCAAUCAAUUACUACGUUGAUUGGAAUAGACUCUGCACAAGUGAAAUGUGGUGAUAGAGAUAGGAAAUUAGCAAAGACUUCAUGUGAUUCUUGGUCUGUAACUUAUACACAUCAAUAGUGUUCACUUGCACAGAGUGUUCUGGCAUUUUGUUAUUAGUUACCUGAAAUGUCGUCAUUUAUGUCCU
Messenger RNA from Syzygium oleosum, 2564 nucleotides. RefSeq names its product alkaline/neutral invertase A, mitochondrial. Gene Ontology annotation, biological process: sucrose catabolic process. Gene Ontology annotation, molecular function: sucrose alpha-glucosidase activity; endo-alpha-N-acetylgalactosaminidase activity. The record is from RefSeq and is a predicted model, not a curated record. Bases 117 to 2147 code for a protein of 676 amino acids. Gene Ontology annotation, cellular component: mitochondrion. The transcript has 6 exons. Lineage: Eukaryota; Viridiplantae; Streptophyta; Magnoliopsida; Myrtales; Myrtaceae.